This is a messenger RNA of Tuber aestivum (summer truffle), 378 nucleotides long. NCBI's taxonomy places the organism in Eukaryota, Fungi, Ascomycota, Pezizomycetes, Pezizales, Tuberaceae. The record is from the annotation of a GenBank genome assembly.
UUUUGUAUUCAAGACAUCCCCGCUCACCACACUUUGCCCACACAGGGCACAAUCCCCUUGUCCUGAAAUCCAGGUCUGGCGACCGGUGAGUAAUGCCCCCUACCUCGUUGUUUGUUCUUAUACCGAAUACUUAAAAGCCUUACUAAAUAUAUAUAGAACAAACAGUGGAUCCUUGGUUCGAAGUCUGCAUUUCGAUAUGCUUGGUGGCCUGAGUCGAAGUUGGCAUUUUCUUUUCUCCUUUUCUCGGAUAUCAUAUCCUGCAUUCUGUUCGAUAUUCGUAUCAAAAUCCCGGGAUUUCGUGAGCCCUCCGCCAGCGGCCCGUGCUAUUGUGUUACUCCUGUACUCGUACAGUAUCAAGAAUUCACUCGCUUCUCUACC